This is a messenger RNA of Mercenaria mercenaria, 1482 nucleotides long. RefSeq lists its product as uncharacterized. The record is from RefSeq and is a predicted model, not a curated record. The transcript has a single exon. The coding region runs from base 1 to 1482 and encodes 493 amino acids. NCBI's taxonomy places the organism in Eukaryota, Metazoa, Mollusca, Bivalvia, Venerida, Veneridae.
AUGCUGUCACUCUCAACCCUUUAUGCUGAAAAUAAAAUUGUGGACAGCAAGAAGGUGUCUGGCUUAAAAGUACUUUGCCUUAACAGUGAUUUCAGGAUAUUUCUUCCAGAAGCAUAUACUCGAGGUACCAUGCCAGAAAAUACAUCCCAUAUACCAACUCCGGAACUUGCAAGGUAUGUGCCAUACUUGCAGUCCAUUGCCGGGUAUCUUUAUCAAAAAUUAGACUGUGAAAUAGCCUUGCUCAUAGGGUACAACUGCCCAAAAGCUCUAACCCCUAGAGAAAUCUUUGCUCCAGAUGGUGAUGGACCAUUUGCAGAAAAGACCGAUUUAGGAUGGGGUAUUGUCGGUGUAAUUGGUGACUGCGAUGUUUGGAAAACUGAUGACACGUUAGAUGUUAUUGGUAUGUGUAAUCGUAUUUUGACUUAUGAAGUCCCAGAAUUUGCAAGCUCUGCUUAUGAAGGUCAUGACAACAGGUCAGUUCAGUUCUGUCUGAAGACAAAGGUCAAGAAAGUUUUUAAUUUUGAAAGGUGUCUGCGAAUGAUGAAAUCUGCUUUUGUGGAGCAGAAAUAUGGAGAGCCAAUUUCUUGUGAAGACAGACUCUUUUUAGAUAAAAUGAAUGAAGGUGUUAGAGUUGUAAAUGGUAGAUAUGAAAUGUCAUUGCCAUUCAGUACAUCUGCGAUGUGCUUGCCAGAUAAUCGCCAAAUGGCAGUCCAUCGACUUAAUGGUCUUCAUAAACGUUUGACCCAUGAUUCUAGAUAUAUGAGCCAUUAUGUUGAUUUCAUGAAUGGUUUGAUUGAAAAGGGACAUGCAGAACGGGUACCAGACACUAAGAUAGAAGGGAAAAGAUGGUAUAUCCCUCACCAUGGUGUUUAUCACUCCCAGAAACCCAACAAGCUUAGAGUCGUUUCUGACGGUAGUGCGAAAUUUAAGGGAAAAACUUUAAAAGGCUGUCUUCUUUCAGGCCCAGACCUUACAAACUUAUUGGUUGGUGUACUUUGUAGGUUUAGGCAAGAAUCAGUGGCAUUUAUGUGCAAUAUAGAACAGAUGUUCUAUCAGUUCAAAGUGCGACCUGAGGAAAGAGACUUUCUUAGAUUUCUGUGGUUCGAUAAUGAUAAGACUAUGGAAGCUCCUGUAGACUAUCGCAUGACAGUACAUCUGUUUGGUGCAAAAUCAUCUCCAGGUUGUUCAAAUUUUGGGUUAAAGAGAAUUGCAUCCGAUUUGGAGGGAAGUUUUCGUGCAGAUGUCUCUAGCUCUGUUCGCAAAAGUUUCUAUGUUGUUGAUGGAUUGAAAUUUGUUUCAGGUGUCAGUGAAGCUAUUGAUCUGAUUGGUAGAACACAGACGAUGCUGUCACAAGCGGGGGUUCGAUUAUGUAAGUUUAUUUCGAAUUGUCCAGAGAUUGUUGAUAGUGUAAAACCUGAGGAUAGAGCAAGAGAUCCUGAAAGGGUCAGUUUGAUAGGUGAUUACCGUUGGAGAGAGCCUUAA